This is a messenger RNA of Dentiscutata erythropus, 1070 nucleotides long. Lineage: Eukaryota; Fungi; Glomeromycota; Glomeromycetes; Diversisporales; Gigasporaceae. The record is from the annotation of a GenBank genome assembly.
ACGAUUGGCUUCGUGAUUUUAAAUUUAUUGCAGCCUUUCUCGGAAAGGAAUCUGAAUCUGAAUUAGUUAAUAUUGCACUCUUAAAAAUUAGUCGUACAAUAUAUAGUGAUGAAAAUAGUAAAAUUUCAAGUUUCUCGCAACUUAUUGAAUUCCUUAAAGCAGAUCCUUCAUUUAAACUUUUCAAAAUCAAUUCAGGAAAAAAAUUUUUAGCUUUAAAAUUUACGUAUUUAACUGAUGCACAAGACUUUAUCAUUGAACUGCGACAAUUGCUAUUUGAUGCUGAAAUUUUUGAUCUCAAGCUACAAAAACAAUCCAUCUUAAAAAUUUUACCUUUUAAAUUAUUUGCGGACACUUUUAGUCUAAAAAUUACUGAAUCCAAAAAUAUUAAUGAGGUUUUUAUAAACCUUCAAAAUUUUCUACUUCAAUAUAAACGAGUAGUUAAAUAUGGGUCAGUAAUCACUUUACGUCAUAAUAAUACUGGAAAGCUAUUAUCAAGCACAUUUGAAAGAUAUACAGGAGGAUCAAAACAAUAUUGGGCAUUUGCAGUAGACCGUCGUGCCACAGAUUACGAAUCGUGGACUAUAAUGCCGGAAGUUCUUCAAAAUGGAUUUUCUCCAACAUACGGUGGCAAUAAGGAUAAAGGUUCACCAGUAUAUUAUGGUGACACAAUAACACUUAUAAAUAAUGGGACUGGGCAAAAAUUACACUCACAUUCAGAAUUUAAAUCCCCAAUAUCUUUUCAACAGGAAGUUACGUGUAUGACUUUUGAUGACAAAAAUGAUAACUGGAUCGUACAACAUUAUUUACGUGGCAUAGUUCCUAACCAAGAGCCUUGGAAUGAAUGUCAUGAUAUUUUUCUUUCGCAUUAUGUGACUAAACUGGGGUUAAAUAGCCAUAAUUAUAUGUUAAACAAUGAAUAUCAAGAGGUCACAUGUUUUGGAGACAAGAAUGUCAACACAACAAAGCGUUUAUUCACAAAUAGAACCAUUUGUGCAAAGCCUGCAUUUUUUGUUAAAGGGUUGCCACUUACAGGCGCACCAAUUGCUGCUCUUCCAUCAAUAAUGUCCUGA